UCUUUCUCUCUCUCUCUCUCUCUCUCUCUCCCCUGCCAUUUUGAUUCAUACUAUUCUAUGAGUCUGUGAUUUGAUCUUGAGGAUCGAACCAAGAAGUUGAUGAGACAAAAACUUAGAAGUGAAGACUUUCAAACCGUGAUAUCCGACCAAACUGGUAAGAAGUUAAGUCCUGGUCUUGUGAUCUAGAGAUACGGUAAUGACAGGAGUAGGACCAACGUUCUCACUCGAGAUCUCGGAAUACAGAAGCAACCUCUCAGCGACGGAGAAGGCUUCUUCCUCCUUUUUUUCCGAGGAUACACCAAACGAUGAGGGAGCCGGUUUAUGGUCAGAAAGAACGGUGGAUUACUCGUCGGAGAGUUCUUCAUCUAUAGGAACUCCUGGAGACAGUGAAGAAGAAGAAGAAAAUGACAAAGAGUUAGGGUUAGCUUCAAUGCGCUCUCUUCAAGAUUCUCUCCCAAGCAAAAAUGGUUUAUCGAGUCACUACAAAGGGAAAUCAAAAUCGUUUGGGAACUUAGGGGAGAUUGGUAGUGUGAAAGAAGUACCAAAGCAAGAGAAUCCAUUGAAUAGAAAAAGAAGGUUACAGAUCUGUAAAAAGCUUGCAAGAAAGUCUUUCUACUCGUGGCAAAACCCUAAGUCUAUGCCUCUUUUGCCUGUUCAUGAAAAUGAUGAUGAUGACGAUGAGGAUGAAGGAGACGAUGGAGAUCUGAGCGAUGAAGAACGAGGAGGAGUUGUUGUUGCAAGGAGACCAUCGUUUAAGAACAGAGCAAUGAAGUCUAUGAGUUGUUUUGCUCUCUCAGAUCUGCAAGAAGAAGAAGAAGAAGAAGAUGAGUGACCAAUAAUGCAUUCAUGUUUUUUUUUUCUUUGUUCAUAGUUUAAAAAAAAAAAAAUUAUUUGGUGGAGCGAAUUAAUGAUUUCUUUUUAUUAAUUCUUGAAAUUAAUUUUAUAUCAUGUCGACUGGAGGAAAUUAAAUUAGUGUAUUCUCCUUUCUUUCUGCUUAUCUGUCUCUUGUCCUCUUUCCCUCACCCCAUUAUCGAUUCUCACAUUUUUUAUUUUAUUUUUAAAGGACUAGUCAAUAUUUUGCGUCUAAUGCUAGCUAGAUAUAUGUAUUGGGGACUGUUGUGACAAUACAAAAUACGUGUUUAGUCUGGUUUUUCUCGUACGUUUCUUGAUUAUGGAUUGGUUCUACUCUAGACUGGGAAUCUCGAGUUUUGCAUUUCCUUUUAAAGGGUAGCUGAUGAUGCUUAUUUCAACAUCGGUCUAGAAAGCAUUGUGUAUAAUUCAUAUGUUUGGGAUGUUAUGGUAUUUCUGGUAUGAAUUCUAAUUUAGGAAUCCAUAACCUAUAUGUCUUACCAUUGUUUUUCUGCCGGUUCAUAUUAGAUGUUUGAGAUUAAGUUUUUACCAAAUUUUAAUUUGUAUCGUUUUGUAAAGCUAAGUUGUAAGGCUUAUGUUUUCCUUUUUGCAUUUCUGUUUAUGGAGAAAUUAUGUAUUGUCAGCUUAUGUAAUUUACCAUAUAUUUUAGUUAAUAAUAUUUUCGAUUUUGG
Messenger RNA from Eruca vesicaria subsp. sativa (arugula), 1541 nucleotides. NCBI's taxonomy places the organism in Eukaryota, Viridiplantae, Streptophyta, Magnoliopsida, Brassicales, Brassicaceae. The record is from the annotation of a GenBank genome assembly.